AUGGCUGUAGGGAUUCUGCGGGCGGUGUCAGCCAUGGUUUCCCACGUCUCGAGGAAGGUGAGAGGCAGCGGCGAGAGGCGGAGAGUGGACGCCUCCAAGAUCGCGCCGAGCUGGGGACCUUACUUGAGUCGGCGUAUCAGCUUGAUACCUUUCCGCGGAAGAAGGAACAGGAAGAUAGGGGGGAAGGUUCCUGAGGGAGAGGAAGAAAACGAGCUCUCUGACGAGGAGGGGGAGGAGAGAGAAGGAGGACUGUGGCAGAAGGGAAUAAUGAUGGGAGAGAAGUGCCAGCCGCUGGAGUUCUCCGGUGCCAUCUUCUACGAUUGCGAGGGGCGGCGGCUGCCGACGCUGCCGCCGAAGUCCCCACAUCGUGGCCAUCUCGUUCCAGGUGGAGUGGGCUGCUGA
Spirodela intermedia is the source of this 402-nucleotide messenger RNA. The record is from the annotation of a GenBank genome assembly. Lineage: Eukaryota; Viridiplantae; Streptophyta; Magnoliopsida; Alismatales; Araceae.